This is a messenger RNA of Belonocnema kinseyi, 603 nucleotides long. Its product is annotated as apolipoprotein D-like. Gene Ontology annotation, molecular function: pigment binding. Bases 43 to 603 code for a protein of 186 amino acids. Lineage: Eukaryota; Metazoa; Arthropoda; Insecta; Hymenoptera; Cynipidae. The record is from RefSeq and is a predicted model, not a curated record. The transcript has 5 exons.
AAACUCACUUAUUCAGAAGCUUCUUCAGUUCUUGAUAACAAAAUGAUAAAACUAACUCUGAUUUUCGUGCUUUUUACUGGAGCUUUGGCUCAAGUGCCUUCUCUUGGCAAGUGUCCGAAUUUGAAGGUCGUACAGAAUUUUGACAUUGAAAAAUAUAUGGGAAAAUGGUACGAAGCCGGGCGAUACUUUGUUCUUACUGAAUUAGGAGGAAAAUGUGUUACCUCUAAAUACUCUCUGAACGACGAUGGAACUGUGAAUGUUUUAAACAGUCAAGUCAAUGCUUUCACUGGAAAAUCCAUUAGUAUGGAAGGAAUUGUGGAAUUUGUUGGUAAAUCCGGCGAAGGAAAACUGUCCAUAUCAUUCCCUAAACUACCAUCGGUUAUCAAAGGUUCUCUGUGGAUUCUAGACACGGACUAUUCAAGUUAUGCUGUUGUCUUCUCAUGUCAAGAUUUUAAACUUUUUAACACAAAACAAGCCUGGAUUUUGACCAGGGACCGAGUUCCUAGUGAAGAAGUUCUUCAAAAGGCAUACAAGACAUUUGACGCAAGUGGUUUUAGCAGAACUUUCCUUAUUCGUACAGAACAGAAAAAAUGCAUUCAUUAG